UGGGCAUGUUUACUCUUGUACACUACCCAUAAAUUUCACUGAAGCCUUUGCUGUAGCUUUCUAUGUUAUCUUGGUCACUCUGAUGCAUUUGUGUUAUUGUUCCUUUGACUACCCUUUAGCUCCUGGAGAAUGUUGAUGUCAUGCUUCAUUCCUUGCGAGUCUAGGCACUGCAUCAUCCUGUGUCUGUCUUGACACCUACAGUGAAGCGCAUGAAAAUUCAGUGUUUCCUUCAACAUCAACUACAAGGACAUCAGGAUGCAGUAUGGAAGGCACUUGCUAUCUUCAUGAACUUCAUCUAUACUGUCUAGGGUAGCACAAGAUGUUUUAUGAACAAAACUGUGUGAACCAACUCAGUGGUAAAUCAAAUGUUUGCUUGAUAUUGUGUAUAGGAGUUUAUGAUGGAUGCCAUGAAUUUUCGAGAACCAUAUAGAAGUAACAUUUUGGAAGAUUGAACUAACAGAUCCUUGGGUGUGUAGGAGAAAUCAGGGCAUCUUAGUGGUUACAAUGAGUGUUAUCCUAUAUGCCAUAAUCAUAGUAAUUUUAAGUGUUGAACUCAUAAUGGGAAGUUUAGGAAAUAUAUUCAUAGUGCUGGUGAACAUCAAGAACUGGGUCAAGAGAAGAACGAUUUCUACAGUGGAUCAAAUCCUUAUGGCUCUUGCCAUUUCUAGAUUUGCUUUUCUGUGCACAAUAGUCACAAAUGUAUUGGUAUAUGUGCUGCUCCCAUUUCCAAUUAAAACUAAAAAUCUCAUUAAAAUAACUAGCAUACAUUGGACAAUAACCAACCAUUUCAGCAUCUGGCUUGCUACAUGCCUUAGCAUCUUUUAUUUUCUCAAGAUAGCCAAUUUCUCAAACUUUGUUUUCCUAUACCUAAAAUGGAGAGUUAAAAAAGUGGUUUUAGUGAUGCUGCUAGGAUCUUUUCUCCCCUUGUUUUUAAACAUUUUUGUCAUAAACAGAUGUAUUGAUGUUUGGAUUGAUGGACACGAAGACAAUAUGUCCUACAGUGUUAUCUCCAGUAACUCUACUCAGUUUUCUAAUCUAUUAAUCACUAACACUAUAUUCAUACUCAUCCCUUUCUCUGUUUCUCUGAUAACUUUCCUCCUGCUCAUCUUCUCACUAUGGAGACAUUUGAAGAACAUGCAUCACAAUGCCAAAGGUUCCAGAGAUGUCAGUUCCAAAGCCCACAUAAAGACCCUGCAAAGUGUGAUCAUCUUCCUAUUAUUAUAUGCUGCUUUCUUCCUGUCAAUUCUUUUACAAUUUUGGAAUGAUGACUUUCAGCAGAAAUAUCUAAUUAUUUUGUUUUUACGAGGUAUAGCGAUUGCUUUUCCCUCAGGCCACUCCUAUGUCUUAAUUCUGGGAAACACUCAUCUAAGACAGGCAUCCUUUUCUGUGCUCUGGUGGCUGAGGUGCAGACUCAAAGAUGUGGAAUGUUUGGGUCCCUAAAACAUGUCAGAAAUCACCUUCCAAAUUUUAUAGAAAAUUCAGUUCAUAAGUGUUAGCUUUUAGGGAGAAAUAGAUACAGAAAGGAGUCAGAGAUGGGUCAGCCUUCAGACAGAGUUUAUUAUGAAGACAGACAGGAUUCUACUAAGCUUUCUGGAAAUACCCAGAGGGCCCAGAUGUAAAUAUCAUUUCUGCAAGAGUGAAAAAAAAUUGUUUAUGUAAGAUCCUUGUGAGAAAGUAGGAAAAGAGGAAAGGUGUUAUGCCAGGAGGAAAUGAGCCCAAAGCAGGCUGACAUUAUCUAACUAGACUUAGAGACAUCACGUGUGCCUGUAUUUCUUAAUGAAGCAGAUUUUUAAAAUGGCCGAAAGCUAUUCCUUUGAAAGGGGUCUCUGCAAGACAAAUGGGCCUUGUCAGAAUGUGAUGGAAUAGAGGUCACCUGUUCUGUCUGCAGCCCUUCUCAUUUUAGAUCCAUACAGGCUGGUUGCUAAGAGAUAGAGGGAGUUUGGCUCUUGUGAGAAUUAUGAGGAGAGGUAGAUAGACUCCCACCAGAGGUGGUCAGGUCUGUGAGGCAAUAAGAAAUGAUGGGAGGAGAGAUUGCUGUGGGCUGUAGGAUAGAACAAUUGCAUGUAAACUUAUGAAUUUGGGGAAAUUACAUGUACAUUAAGCACUGGCCAAACAAUUCUGAUUUGGCAGAGAAGAUGCAAAUAUAUACAUUGCUGUAUGAAGAGAGGUUUGAAUAUGGACCAUCUAAGUGUAAGAACUGAUAUGAGUAAUAGUUUUACAUCAAUCACUAGCUCU
This is a messenger RNA of Peromyscus leucopus (white-footed mouse), 2235 nucleotides long. Its product is annotated as taste receptor type 2 member 140-like. Gene Ontology annotation, cellular component: membrane. Bases 505 to 1440 code for a protein of 311 amino acids. Gene Ontology annotation, biological process: detection of chemical stimulus involved in sensory perception of bitter taste; G protein-coupled receptor signaling pathway; sensory perception of taste. Gene Ontology annotation, molecular function: bitter taste receptor activity; G protein-coupled receptor activity. The transcript has 2 exons. Lineage: Eukaryota; Metazoa; Chordata; Mammalia; Rodentia; Cricetidae. The record is from RefSeq and is a predicted model, not a curated record.